Owenia fusiformis is the source of this 1810-nucleotide messenger RNA. NCBI's taxonomy places the organism in Eukaryota, Metazoa, Annelida, Polychaeta, Sabellida, Oweniidae. The record is from the annotation of a GenBank genome assembly.
UUUAGGGCAGAUUGAUUAGUCAAGGGUCAAAUACCCUAAACUGAAAAAAGAAUGAUGUGUAUUCUAAACUAGUGUGCUCUAAAGAUCCUAGAAAAAUUGACAGUUCAGGAGAUUCUUGAAUGAUAACUUCCACGGAACAUUAUUUAAAAAAGGAGGAGGGUUGUUUUAUUUCUCUCAUGUAAUAAAACAUCUUCUUUGGGAAAUCCAAUGAUUAAAUUAUAAAAGUUAUAUCUUCAUUAGAAAAAUAGGAUAUUAAUUUUUUUAAUAUUGGAUAAAACUGGUAUAUGUAGAUUGCAAUGAACCAUAACAUUUAUCACAUGAAAAAUAACAUUAGGGCUAUUCUAUAUUUAUCACAUGAUAAUAACAUAAGGGCUAUUCUAUAUUUAUCACAUGAAAAUAACAUUAGGGCUAUUCUUUUUUUUAUCACAUAUUUAUCGCAUGAAAAUAACAUUACGGCUAUUCUAUAUUUAUCACAUGAAAAUAACAUUAGGGCUGUUCUAUAUUUAUCACAUGAAAAUAACAUUAGGGCUAUUCUAUAUUUAUCACAUGAAAAUAACAUCAGGGCUAUUCUAUAUUUAGCACAUGAUAAUAACAUCAGGGCUAUUCUUUUUUUAUCACAUAUUUAUCGCAUGAAAAUAACAUCAGGGCUAUUCUAUAUUUAUCACAUAAAAAUAACAUUAGGGCUAUUCUAUAUUUAUCACAUGAAAAUAACAUUAGGGCUAUUCUAUAUUUAUCACAUGAAAAUAACAUUAGGGCUAUUCUAUAUUUAUCACAUGAAAAUAACAUUAGGGCUAUUCUAUAUUUAUCACAUGAAAAUAACAUUAGGGCUAUUCUAUAUUUAUCACAUGAAAAUAACAUUAGGGCUAUUCUAUAUUUAUCACAUGAUAAUGACAUUAGGGCUAUUCUAUAUUUAUCACAUGAAAAUAACAUCAGGGCUAUUCUACAAUUAUCGUACCUGCAGUAAUAUUUUAAAUGUUUGUAAGUAUUUUGAAUUUAAAAAAUAAGCAAUCAAAUGACAAAAUUGAAACAGUAAAUGUAGAAAUAGAAACAUUUAUAUUUAUCCUAACUUUUGUAUAGUUUAGUUUGUUUUGUAGUUUAGCUAUCAUAUCUGCAGAUCUGUGGCCUCUUAUAUUUUGAUGCUUCUCUGCCAUGUUAUUUUCGGAAAAAUUAACAUGGCUGAAACUCCCUAAAUUACAAAAGGCCACAGCUUUGCUGCACAUUAUACAUUAUUAUCUGAAAUAUACAAAAGUUAGGAUAAAUAUAAAUGUUUCUAUUUCGACGGCCAUCUUGCAUUCUGGUGGCCAUCUUGGAAGUUUUUAGUUAAAUCUUGUUAUCGCGAUUCCAGGAAAACUACUUGACGGAUUUCCUUCAAAUCUUCACACAUAUUACAAGAUAGGAAGUUCUAGAGCUGCUAACUUUUUAGGCGCCCAUAUUGCAUUCUAGUGGCCAACUUGGAUGUUUUUAGAUUAACGUUUCACACAGAUUAACGGAUUUACUUCAAAUGUUUACACAUGUUACAUGGUAAGAAGUGACAGAACUGCUUAACUCUUUGGUGGCCAUCUUGCUUUCUGGCCCACCAAGCUGCAAUGUUUAAGGUACGAUAUUGUUCACCUUGUGCCUUGUUCCUUUUACGUAUAGCCCAAUUAAAAAAAAUGCAAUCGGAUAUCCAAUGUUAAACAGUAACUGAAUUUCUAACAUUGGAUUUCCCUGUCGAAUUUUCUAAUUCCACAUGAAAAGAAACAAUGUCAUAACCAUACCACUCAACCAAAUUGUAUUAUGAGACAUGAAAUUAAUAAAAGCAUCUCUGACG